Messenger RNA from Funneliformis geosporum, 797 nucleotides. The record is from the annotation of a GenBank genome assembly. NCBI's taxonomy places the organism in Eukaryota, Fungi, Glomeromycota, Glomeromycetes, Glomerales, Glomeraceae.
AUGAAUGUCAAGACUAUGAAGAUGAAUUAAUCGAGGUAAUUAAGGCAAGAUUAGAAAUUAAGGGUAGAAUAGAAAGAGAAAUAACAGAAUUAAUAAAUGAUGGUAGAGGACUUAGAAAAUUCACUGACCCCAAAACAAUAGAAGAGGUUACUAACCGAAUAAAAAGCAUGGAGCGAAAGGCAAAAGAUAAAGAAGAUCAUGCUACUCAACUAAUUGCUGAAAAAAUCGAUAGUGGUUUUGAAGAAGAAGAGCAGUUUGAUGAGCAGAUAGAAGAGAAGGUUAUUGAGGAAAGCAAAGAGCCAAUCAGCGAACUAGAAAAAUUAGCAAUUAUUAAAUUUUUAGAUAAAUUGGCAUUUAACUCAUAUUAUUAUCCUCGUCUUGAAAAAGAAAAUCCGGUUAGUGUAAGAAAAGUUCAAAAGGCUAUUUUUAUUGAGGAUGAAAUGAUUAAAUAUGCUGAAACAAUUAAGGAAAUUAAUCUUAAAGAAAAAGUAGAAAAGAUCCGUUCUCAAAGGGUCGGCGAUAUUUAUCAUUUUGUCCAAAAUAUAAAAGGAGGAAGUGGCAAACCGGAAGAAGCCAAAAAGGUUUUAGUAGAAUUUGCUAAUAUUUUAAAACAAGAGGUUAAAAAAGAAGCAGGAGUCGAAUUUACUGAUUUACCUACUGAAAAGCAAGAUUUAUUAAAAAUUGAUUUUGAAGCAGAUCAAAACAACUCUGCCAGAAAACUUGCCGAAAGCAAAAAGAAAUUACUCGCUCCUUUUAAAAAACAAUCCUCUAAUAAAAAUAAUGAAGAAAAGGAUUGA